AUGACACGACCUUCCCCAAUUAUUUUUAAAAAUCUGAUGAUCAAAUGCCAAGUCAUCAGGAGGAAUUUUUUUGGUCCUGUAGUGGCGCCAUGGGUUUUAGCAAGAUUCUCUGCUUUAUCUUCUCCUUGUUCUUUCACUCCUUUCUUCAUUGUUAGUUGUAGUGUUGCUUUAAAUUUGAAAAAAUACAAACUCUUAAUAACUCCCAUCUCCUACUGCCAUUCUACCAGCCGAUCUCAAUUUUCCCUGCUGCACAAGAAUUUUAGCUACCAUUUUCUUUUAUUCCAAAUCAGUUUUAGCCUAUAG
Molecule: messenger RNA, 303 nt
Organism: Ilex paraguariensis (yerba mate)
Lineage: Eukaryota; Viridiplantae; Streptophyta; Magnoliopsida; Aquifoliales; Aquifoliaceae
Source: the annotation of a GenBank genome assembly